AUGUCCGGACUCGGCGGUCUCAACAAAUCCUCCGACGACUCCAUCACCAUCGGCCUCUGCCAAUCCCAACUCCUCCGCGUCCUCACCCCCGCCGACCUCCACGCCGCGACCCAACACGUCUGCGCCCUCGUGACCAAAGCCCGCAAGUCCUACCCGCUCAUGGACCUGAUCGUCUUCCCCGAAUACUGCAUUCACGGCCUGAGCAUGUCGACCGACGACGCGAUCAUGUGCACGCUGGACGGGCCCGAAGUCCAAGCCUUCCGGGAGGCGUGCGUGGAGAAUGCGAUUUGGGGCUGUUUUAGUAUUAUGGAGAGGAAUGCGUUGGGGAUGCCGUGGAAUACGGGGGUGGUGAUUGAUGAUCAGGGGAGGGUGGUGAAUUAUUAUCGCAAGAUGCAUCCUUGGGUGCCGGUGGAGCCUUGGUACCCAGGGAAUAGGGGCAUACCCAUAUUCGAGGGCCCGCGAGGAAUCCGCAUGGCUCAUAUAAUUUGCCACGACGGACAGUUCCCCGAAAUGGCCCGCGAAUCGGCCUACCAAGGCGCCGAAACCCUGAUCCGAACUGCUGGCUACACCGCGCCCAUAAAACCCUCCUGGGAAAUCACCAACCGCUCCAACGCCUUCUGCAACCUCCUCUGGACGUGCUCGGUGGCGCUCGCCGGCUCCGACGGGACCUUCAACUCAAUGGGCGAAGCCAUGUUCUGCUCCCCAGAAGGCCACAUCGUACACUCGUCGACCCCGUCUAACACACCCGACGAGAUCUUCGCGUGCGAGAUCAUCAAGGGCGACGCAAUGGGGAAGCGGGAGCGGUGGGGCGUGGAGAAUAAUCUGUAUCAGUUGGGGCAUCGGGGGUAUUGUGCGGUGGAGGGCGGGGCGGGGGAUUGCCCGUAUGGGUUUAUGAGGGAUCUUGUUGCGGGGAGGUAUAGGCCGUUUGGGGAGGAGAGGGUGAGGAUUACGGAUGGGACGGGGUGUGGGAUUGAGAGGCCGAGGGGGAAGUAUGUGGUUGAUUGA
Messenger RNA from Zasmidium cellare ATCC 36951, 1005 nucleotides. RefSeq lists its product as uncharacterized. Gene Ontology annotation, molecular function: N-carbamoylputrescine amidase activity. Lineage: Eukaryota; Fungi; Ascomycota; Dothideomycetes; Mycosphaerellales; Mycosphaerellaceae. Bases 1 to 1005 code for a protein of 334 amino acids. The record is from RefSeq and is a predicted model, not a curated record. The transcript is spliced from 3 exons.